Molecule: messenger RNA, 5254 nt
Organism: Cavia porcellus (domestic guinea pig)
Lineage: Eukaryota; Metazoa; Chordata; Mammalia; Rodentia; Caviidae
Gene: Gfi1
Product: growth factor independent 1 transcriptional repressor
Exons: 8
Coding region: 969-2453 (494 amino acids)
Biological process (GO): regulation of transcription by RNA polymerase II
Cellular component (GO): nucleoplasm
Molecular function (GO): RNA polymerase II cis-regulatory region sequence-specific DNA binding; DNA-binding transcription repressor activity, RNA polymerase II-specific
Source: RefSeq, a predicted model, not a curated record
GCCGGAGGCGGCUCUGGGGAUGGCUUCACUUUGCUCUCCUUUUCUUCCAAGUUUCAUAGUUGUUUUACAGAUUGUUCUUUGCACUUGUGAGUCUAAUUGUACGGACAGAGGGUUCUGGAAAAACUAAAGCAGCAGUGCCUGGGGUCUGAGAACCAACCCAGGCGGAGGCGGGCUGAACCCUCAGCCUGGGGCCAUUCUGGCACCUAACUGUACGGAACGUCCCUGGUCGGCCGGUGACCGUCCCAGCAUCUCUUCUCCCAGACAUAUAUAUGCAUUCCGCAGGGACUGGGAUCUGGAGUUGGGGGUGCGACUUCAGAGCCCGAGUCUGCAGUGACUCGUUCUGAUAGGAUAGACAGACAAAUUUAAACUGCGUCUUGCAUCUUGUCCUGGGGCAGAAAGGCUCCACCUCCCGCAAUCUAAACCGCACAACACCAGAGGACUAGGAGCCCCUUGCGCCCUGGUUUCGUUCACGAAGUCUGCUGCGCCCGAAAAGGCCUCAGCUUGUAUGGGAAUCCGACCCCCAAAGUCCAGGUCAGAAAAGAAGGCAGAUUCGUUUACUCCGGACCUCAGCGGCGGCAGGGUCCCGCCCCGGAGCCUGCCAGGAGCUUGCAGCAGUCGCAGCCCCGCCUCCCCGCCGGGCUCAGGUUUCGACCUGAGAUUAGGCAAACUGAUUGGGGGUUAAUGAGAGCGACGCUGCGGACAGCCGGCUCCCGGACCCCGGCUUUCUGGCCCCCAGCAGCGCAGGCCUCCGGCGUCCAUCUCACGUGUCCUCCAAACCGUCGAUGCUCCACGGACUCAGGACAUCGCGCGUUCCCCAGUCACCGUGCGCGAGUCGAGCUCGAUUUCCUUUCAUAGGACAAAAUUUUUGAUCUCUGCCAGACGGAGGCUGCACUAGCGCUCCAAGUGACCGCGGGGGACAGCGGCUUUCAGGAACCGUUGGAGCGGAGUGGGGGAGGCGGCGGGCCACCAUGCCGCGCUCUUUCCUAGUCAAGAGCAAGAAGGCGCACAGCUACCACCAGCCGCGCUCCCCGGGGCCAGACUACUCCUUGCGUUUAGAGAACGCACCGGCGCCCGGCCGAGCAGACAGCACUUCGAGUGCAGGCGGGCGGAAAGCGGAGCCCGGGGACCGUUUGUCCCCCGAGUCUCAGCUGACUGAGGCUCCCGACAGAGCCUCCACGUCCCCGGACAGCUGUGAGGGCAGCGUCUGCGACGCCAGCUCCGAGUUCGAGGACUUGUGGAGGCCGCCUUCGCCUUCUGCGUCUCCAGCCUCAGAGAAGUCGUUGUGUCCGUCUCUGGACGAAGCUCAGCCCUUUUCCCUGCCUUUCAAGCCCUACUCAUGGAGUGGCCUGGCGGGUUCCGACCUGCGGCACCUGGUGCAAAGUUACCGGCCGUGCGCGGCCCUAGAGCGCAGCGCCGGUCUGAGCCUCUUCUGCGAGCGCACCCCGGAGCCUGGCCACCCAGCCGCUCUCUACGGCCCGGAGCGGGCUGCGGGCGGCGCUGGGGCCGGGACCCCGGGAAGCUGUAGCGCUGGAGGUGCCGGCGGCGGCGCAGGCCUAGGGCUCUACGGCGACUUCGGGCCUGCAGCAGCUGGGCUGUAUGAGCGGCCGCCUGCAGCGGGCCGGCUGUACCCAGAGCGCGGCCACGAACUACACGCGGACAAGGGCGCUGGUGUCAAAGUGGAGUCCGAGCUGUUGUGCGCCCGCCUGCUACUGGGCGGCGGCUCCUACAAAUGCAUCAAGUGCAGCAAGGUGUUCUCCACGCCGCACGGGCUCGAGGUGCACGUGCGCAGGUCCCACAGCGGCACGAGACCCUUUGCCUGCGAGAUGUGCGGCAAGACCUUCGGCCACGCAGUGAGCCUGGAGCAGCACAAAGCCGUGCACUCGCAGGAACGCAGCUUUGACUGUAAGAUCUGUGGCAAAAGUUUCAAGAGGUCAUCCACACUGUCCACACACUUGCUCAUCCACUCAGACACUCGGCCCUACCCCUGUCAGUACUGUGGCAAGAGAUUCCACCAGAAGUCAGACAUGAAGAAACACACCUUCAUCCACACGGAUACAUCUGUAGUCCUUCCAGAACAAGAAGAAGGACAGGCUCACUGGUCCAUACUAAACCAACACCCACUUGGAAACUCAGAUUUGAAAACUUCCUCUGAAUUAGAACAGAAUCACAAGGUGAGAAGCCCCACAAGUGCCAGGUGUGUGGCAAGGCAUUCAGCCAGAGCUCCAACCUCAUCACGCACAGCCGCAAGCAUACAGGCUUCAAGCCCUUUGGCUGUGACCUGUGUGGCAAGGGUUUCCAGAGGAAGGUGGAUCUCAGGAGGCACCGAGAGAUGCAGCAUGGGCUCAAGUGAGCAUCUUUGCUGGCUGCAAACAGCAGUGACACAACACUAUAUAGGCAGCCCAUUUGGACUUCUCAGGCCCCCCCAGUCCAGUCUGCAGAUCCCACUGGAGUGACCCUCCUUCACCUUACCUCCUGGAGCUGCCAGAGGUAACGUACUUUUCGGAGCUCUGCCCAGAGUGGGAACUGCAGCAGCUUGCUAGGCCUUAUCCUCUUCUACAAGAAGAUGCAGUCAAGAGGGGGUACGAUGAGAGCUUGGCCCCAGAGUCCUUCCCAUAGUCAUCCUUUUCCAUAGGCAGAAAAGUCCUUCAGGUGUUUUCCUCUUCCUGAAUCCCCAGACAACUGAUGGAAGAGGAACAAUCACCAUUUACAAAUGGACACACAUUGAUCUUCUGUCUAGAAAAAAAGGAGUGGGUUUUCUUCUUUUUUUCUGUAUUCUGGGAACUCUGUUCAUCCUUAUCUGUUGGGCAAUGCCUGUAAUGUAAAUUUUGGAUGAAUCCUUUUUCCUUCUUGAGGACUGGUUCAGAAACUGAUUUGGGGAAGGAGCAUUAUUCUUCCAAAAUCACCAGAUGCACCAUUGUGCUCACCCAGGAAGAAGCAAAAAAGUGGACUUGUUGGUAAGAGAGGAUCUGAGGUCCUCUUGGAAGAGGCCGGUGAGAGGCUCAUCAGAAGAGGUAAAAACAGACAAAUGAAAAAACAUGGAACAAUGCCUGUGGACAUGAUGUCAUUCAUUCACUCAGCAACUGUUCAUUGACUACUGUUACCAUGGUCCCAGGCUCAUGCCCGGCACUGGGGAUCUGGAAAGUAAAGUCAUAACUCUGUCUCUCAAAAUCUAACAGUUUUACCUCAGAUGAAGGUCUCUUCUUGUCCUUCAGUGGGUUUCUGAGAAGACAAUCGAGAAUCUCAAACCUGCCUUUUCAAUCCUUUUAGAUUUUAUACAGUGUAAACAGGAAAGUAACUAAAGAGUUACUUCAAAGUUUUUAUUGUUAACCUGGUAUUUUUAAGGUGUCUGAAUGGUAGGAAUGUGUGUGUGGAGACGAAGGCUCUGUCUUUAACUCCUCAGGCUUCCAUGUGUAUCAUAUAAGGGGAAAUGAUAUUUUUACUUUGAUUAGGUUUGUACAUGUUUUUAGAUUUCUGGAGUGUUUUAUGUUUGUUAAUACAUAUUUAUUAGAGUAAUGUUUAAAUUAAUAAAGUUUAAGACUAUUACAGUUUGCUUUUCAUUUAGAUAGGGAAUUUGUUUUUUCCUGUUGGGGAAACUGGCAUUUAAGAAAAAUACAGUGGAAUGGAAAAGUGAGGCAGACAAGGCAACAUAAAAUCUAAUUGCUCUUUUUUUCCAUUUUUUUUCCUCUUAUGUCUCACAAAAAUAUUUUUCCUAACGAAAAAACUAGGAGUUAGAGAAAACUAAGAUCCUACCUUAUAGAAUCUCUGAUAGUUCCACAGGUACAGCAGCUGUCAUCUUUGAGAAUUUCAAAUUAUGUUUUUACAGCCAGAGGCUCCUAGAUGAAUAAAGUAAUCACAGGCCUUUGGUCUGAUUUGAGCAAACCUUCUGACUUUCCUGAUACCAUAAAAUGUGGAUGUGGUCCUAUCAUUCCAGUCCAACUUGAUUACUUUGAUUCUUUGGAAAUGAGAGAGGAGAAAAAGUAGGAGAUUGGCUAACUAUUCACUGUAAGCAAAUUACAAAUUUAAAGUUGGAUGAGUCAUAGCUACUUAGGAGGCCAGGACAGGAGGAUUCUGAGUUUGAGACUCAUCUGGAUAACCAAGUAAGACCUUGUCUCAAAAAGAGUUGAAGAUGUGGCUCAGUUCUCUCUGGGGGUUAAUCCCCAGUACCACAAAACACGCAAGCAAAAACCAACCAACCAAACAUAAAAUAAGAUGCAUGAGGAAAAGUAAAACUGAAUUUGGGUUAUUUCUUGUUGUGUCCUACCCGUGGAAUCUUUAAGAGAACGAAGCUGAGAUUCAGUCUUGUCCUACUCCCCCUCCCUGUGUUCUAACACUUUCUAGUCAGACACGAAGGGUAUGCGUGGCCCAUGGUGACUACCACAGAUUGUCAUUCCCAUUGAAAUCAAUUUCACACAUAGUGUUGGGGAUCCAAUAAGGUUCUAGGUGGUGGAAACACAGCAGUGAGGACAGUGUCCUGCAGAGCUUUGAUGAUUUGUUUAUUGCUAAAUAUUCAGCCCUUACAAGAGUACCUGACACAUAGUGAUCAAAAAUAAACUAUUUCAUCCUGUAGAUUGACUGUGCUCUGUAAAGCACAAAGACAUGAGAAAUCACUUAAGUGCCCUAGAUAUAAGACACAAAAGACUUUCCAAGUUGGUGGGACAGAGGGGCUUUGAGGCUGUUUUUCUCUAGUGUCUCCAAAUCUCAGUCCUUAGCUAUCCUCCUGUGGUUUCCAAUACCAUGUCUUUCCAUGUCAGUUUACUCUCAUUCAAAAUUCAAAUUAGUUUACUUCAUAGUACAGUUUAGGAUCCUUCUCCCGAACUGAGGGAUGGUAUACUUAGUUACUGCUUCCAGGAACCUCUCCAUGGUGUCCAGCGAGCCAGAGUUCCUGUGAAUGAUGAUGAUGAAACCUUCCCCAGAAAAGUCAUCAUACACACUGGCUGUUUUUUGCCAAUGUGGUUUGAAAAAGUAAAGAUCUUGUACCAAGGGGUAAGUAGAACUGAUUGAAAUCUAAGUGUCUGCCCUCUACAGCUAUUCCAUGAUGACAUUUGGAAUAUCUGGUCCAUUUUAAUUUUUCUUGUUUAUGCCAUAAGUAAGGAGCUGUAAUUUUGAAAACUGUUAUCUUUUUUAAAAUUUAUUUUGAUAGCCACAGUUCAGAAUCAAAACAAAUUACUGUGCCUGCUAUCGUGUGAAAUUUGAAGAUUGUAAAUAUCUCUCUUAAUGUUAUUACUUAACUCCAUUAAAAAUAGAUUGUAAAUAU